AUGCCCAAGACGAGCUUUUUGCGGAACUACCGCAAGACGUCGAAGACGCCCCGCCGCCCCUUCGAGAAGGAGCGUAUUGAUGGCGAGCUCAAGCUUGUGGGCGAGUACGGCCUCCGGUGCAAGCGCGAGCUCUGGCGCACGCAGCUCGCCCUCGCGAAGCUCCGCAAGGCCGCGCGGACGCUCCUGACGCUCGACACGAAGGACCCCGCGCGCAUGUUCGAGGCCCCGGCCCUCCUCCGCCGCCUCCAGCGCUACGGCCUCCUCGACGAGACGGAGCUCGAGCUCGACGCGGUGCUCCAGAUGACGACGCAGCGCCUCCUCGAGCGCCGCCUCCAGACCAAGGUCUUCAAGCAGGGCCUGGCCAAGUCCAUCCACCACGCGCGCGUCCUCAUCAAGCAGCGCCACAUCCGCGUCGGCAAGCAGGUCGUCAACGUGCCGUCGUUCCUCGUGCGCCUCGACUCCGAGAAGCACAUCGACUUCGCGAUCACGUCGCCCUACGGCCAGGGCCGCCCGGGCCGCGUCGCGCGCAAACGCGCCGCGGCCAAGGCCGCGGCGGGCGGCGGCGGCGACGCCGGCGAGGAGUCGGACUAG
This is a messenger RNA of Aureococcus anophagefferens, 591 nucleotides long. RefSeq lists its product as hypothetical. Gene Ontology annotation, cellular component: cytosolic small ribosomal subunit. Lineage: Eukaryota; Pelagophyceae; Pelagomonadales; Pelagomonadaceae. The coding region runs from base 1 to 591 and encodes 196 amino acids. Gene Ontology annotation, molecular function: structural constituent of ribosome; rRNA binding. The record is from RefSeq and is a predicted model, not a curated record. Gene Ontology annotation, biological process: translation; positive regulation of translational fidelity. The transcript has a single exon.